AACUCUUAUAAUACAGUAAAGAUAUUUCAGUCUAUCUCGCUUGGCGCAUUCAAGAGGACAUCGACGACUUUCCACACGAAAUAAGUGUUCUGCGCAAUAUUUCUACGUGAACCGGCAAUCAUCUCCAAUUUGGAAAUCGGAAAGCAAUACUCGCUCUAAAAACGUAUUUGGCUGUAUUUGCUGGUUACGUAUUCUUUAUGGCAAAGGCUGUGCGCUUUAAAGUUCGUUGCACAGUUUGUCAUCAGGUUUUUCAAAACGACUACGUUGGGAAACAUACAAAAUCUAAACACAAAGACCUUCACGCGUCUGGUCGUCAGGCACCCGUAACCAUUGAGUUGGAUAAGUCUGAUACUCGUCAAAGUAAAAUGGAUGCCUUUUUCCGCUCAACUCCUGCCGACGACUCAAAUUCCAGUGGUGCGAAAAAGAGAAAAAUAGCCACUAGCGUUGAGAUUACAACAUUGUCUGAACCAGAGGAAGGUGAUGAACCGGCAACAGACCAUGGAGAGUCAAUUAGAAACACUCAAAAAGGUAAAUUUCCGUGAAUAUCUCCUUAGAAAUAGAUGACGUCCAUACGUGUCAUACAGUACGGAAUAAUUAAAUGAAUAAAUAAAUAAUAAAGUGCGGCAUUGAAACAAUUAUUACCCCUAUUUUUGAUCACAUUGAUUAACUUCAUUUAAUAGUUGCCAUUUCUUUCAAACUCUUAGAACCUAUUCUAACUGAACAUCAAGAAAAAGAGGACAUGAUAGAAGAAAGUGACGGAACUGGCUCGGGUGGUGAAUUGUCGGAUGAUGGGUCAGAUGAUGCUGAUCCUGCUGGUCUUGGAGAUAUGAUGAGCAUAGGUAUAUAUUUUCAUUUUUAGAUACUUUAAAUUUUGACAUAGAAUAUAAAGUUGACAAUAUAUUGCACUUCCAUAACUAGCAAUGAAUUAUAAAAGGGUGACACAAUUCCCAAUACAGUACUCUAUAUCGAGUUUGUUCAUGUUUUUUAUUCAUAGAUAAAUCUGAUGGACAAAGUAAUAGCAGUGGUGUACAUGAGGGGUCUAAGCUAGCAACAAAUUUAUCAGGACCGAAUGAUAUCUCUUUGACGAAAGAUGAUCAACCAGUGCAACCUCGAAAGAUUAAAUUCCCUUCUCAUAUAAUUGGUCGACAGUACAGGUUAUUUAAUCCCUCUCUCUAUGAUAAAUACUUGUGGUUGGAAUACUCGGAAUGUGAAGACGCUGUGUACUGCUUUUACUGCCGACAUUUAUUCGCCGAAAGAAAAGAGCCGACCUUUGUUACCCAUGGUAUGCGGAAUUGGAAAAAGUGCUAUGGAACGAAACCGAAUAACAACAAAUUGCUUCAACAUCAAACCAGCUUUCAGCAUGCUCAAUCUGUUGCAGCUCACGCUCACUACCUGAUUAGAUUAGUUUUAUUUACCCACAAAUAAUAUUUACAAGUUGAAUAUUUAAGAAUAUAUAAACGGGCUAGAGACCUCUGGAAAUCCUGUUGGACUUUUAAGACGAGGCCCCUAU
Messenger RNA from Paramuricea clavata, 1510 nucleotides. The record is from the annotation of a GenBank genome assembly. Lineage: Eukaryota; Metazoa; Cnidaria; Anthozoa; Malacalcyonacea; Plexauridae.